Impatiens glandulifera is the source of this 1353-nucleotide messenger RNA. Its product is annotated as 60S acidic ribosomal protein P0-like. Gene Ontology annotation, molecular function: large ribosomal subunit rRNA binding; structural constituent of ribosome. NCBI's taxonomy places the organism in Eukaryota, Viridiplantae, Streptophyta, Magnoliopsida, Ericales, Balsaminaceae. Gene Ontology annotation, biological process: cytoplasmic translation; ribosome biogenesis; ribosomal large subunit assembly. Gene Ontology annotation, cellular component: cytosolic large ribosomal subunit. Bases 195 to 1154 code for a protein of 319 amino acids. The transcript is spliced from 5 exons. The record is from RefSeq and is a predicted model, not a curated record.
UCUCCAUUAAGCUGUAACUUAGGUUUAUCUCAUUUUCUCUUCAUCCCCUUCAUCCUUUUGCAGCCGCUGAAGUGAGGUUAAAGUGACAGUAGAGAUCUUCUCUGUCCACCUUGGCUUAGCUCCGCUUAGUCUUGGUCCUUACUUUGCUCAUAACUGUUAAUCAUAUACUUUGUUAUUGUAACUUAUUUGAUUCAAUGGCUCCAAGAACCUCAAAGGCUGAUAAGAAGGUCGCUUACGACCACAAACUGUGCCAGCUCCUCGAUGACUACUCCCAGGUUCUUAUCGCUGCUGCUGACAACGUUGGAUCGAAUCAGCUCCAGCAGAUUCGUAAAGGUCUCCGUGGCGAUUCCAUUGUUCUGAUGGGCAAGAAUACUAUGAUGAAGCGUUCUAUCAGAAUUCACUCCGAGAAGACAGGAAACUCUGCCUACCUCAACCUUAUCCCUCUUCUUGUGGGAAAUGUUGGUUUGAUUUUCACCAAGGGAGAUCUGAAGGAAGUAAGCGAGGAAGUCGCCAAGUACAAGGUUGGAGCACCUGCUCGUGUUGGUCUUGUGGCUCCAGUUGAUGUUGUGGUGCCUCCAGGUAACACAGGACUGGAUCCAUCUCAGACAUCUUUCUUCCAGGUGUUGAACAUUCCCACUAAGAUUAACAAGGGUACUGUUGAAAUCAUUACCCCUGUUGAACUUAUCAAGAAGGGUGAAAAGGUUGGGUCUUCUGAAGCAGCAUUGCUUGCAAAGCUUGGCAUUAGGCCAUUCUCAUACGGGCUUGUUGUUGUGAAUGUGUACGACAGUGGAUCUGUCUUCACACCGGAGGUUCUUGAUAUGACUGAAGAUGACCUUGUUGAGAAAUUCGCCACUGGAGUUUCCCUUGUUACCUCAUUGGCUCUUGCCAUCUCAUUCCCAACCCUGGCUGCUGUUCCACAUAUGUUUAUCAAUGCAUACAAGAAUGUUUUGGCUGUUUCUAUUGCAACCGAUUACUCUUUCCCCCAGGCUGACAAAGUUAAGGAGUAUCUCGCGGAUCCAAGCAAGUUUGCUGUUGCUGCACCAGCUGCUGCUGCCUAUUCAGGCUCUGCUCCGGCUGCCGCUGCUAAGGAAGAGAAGGUUGAAGAGCCAAAGGAAGAGUCUGACGAUGACAUGGGUUUCAGUUUGUUUGAUUAAACUUAAAAAGUAUGUUUUGAGGUCUUUGUUUGCGAAAACUGUGUUUUUUACAUUUGAGAACAUUAUCUUGUAGUCUUUGUUUUGUUUAUGUUGUUGUAGUUGUAUUCCCGUUUUGUUUCAAAAGGGUUUACAUUUACCAAACUGAAUUUUAGUUACCUUUUAAGGUUUUAUUAUUAUAUGGUUUUUCUUUCAUAAUCUA